Cuscuta epithymum is the source of this 861-nucleotide messenger RNA. The record is from the annotation of a GenBank genome assembly. NCBI's taxonomy places the organism in Eukaryota, Viridiplantae, Streptophyta, Magnoliopsida, Solanales, Convolvulaceae.
GUUUGAGCCAAAAAAAAAAAAAGUAAUCCGGAGUAAAAGAAAAGGCUCAGUAGAUUCUCCAAUGGAAACUUUUGCUAAGCUAGAGCGUGUUCAGAGCCGGAUCCUCCAACGUAUAGCGGACCUCGAAAUCGCCUUUCUACCUGACGAUUUCUCUCACAGCCUCUCCAUAAGAUCUCCUGACGAUUCCGCCGCCCCCGAGUCCACUGAACACCGUCUCUCUACCCUACUCCGUCAGAAUGGCCUUAAGUACUUCGCCUUCAAGCGCGUUCCUCCAGACUACUACGAGUGGCCUCUCGAAGCCCGCCGGGACGUCAUCGGUGCCGCUUCUGUAGACCACCUCUGCAAAAGCAUUGUUCUGGUAAAUACUCAAGCGCCGGCUAAUAUUACUGAUUGUAUGGAUCGUGACAAUUCAAAGUACUAUGUUGUUGUUGUGCAGUAUACUGCUCGGUUUAAUGCAGAGGCGGUGAAGAACUUUUUGUACACACUCAAUAAUAGCAAGAUAGCAAAAAAGAAGUUCAACAUGAGGCUUGCUCCAGAGGAAAUCUCAAGGAGUUUGACAGGUUAUGAACACAAUGGUGUAACCUGCAUUGGCAUGAAAACAAACAUUCCUGUGAUUCUAGAUGAAGCUAUUACAAAGCUCAAACCUGACUUCUUCUGGUUAGGUGGUGGAGAGAUUGAUCUUAAACUAAGGAUGAACUGCCAAGAGUUCAUAGACUAUGUAAAACCUUUCAUCAUCAACUGUAGUGGUAGUUGAUUACUUUGUAAAUGCCUUGAGAUAUUUUUUUGGAUGCGAAUUGCUGUGAUGUUUACAACCAACUAGCUGCAACUUGUUUUAUGAAUUAUAGUUAUGAUUGACAUCCU